Girardinichthys multiradiatus is the source of this 5118-nucleotide messenger RNA. It is a transcript of the gene bean1, whose product is annotated as brain expressed, associated with NEDD4, 1. The transcript has 5 exons. Lineage: Eukaryota; Metazoa; Chordata; Actinopteri; Cyprinodontiformes; Goodeidae. The coding region runs from base 635 to 1402 and encodes 255 amino acids. The record is from RefSeq and is a predicted model, not a curated record.
UUCUCCUUGUCGGCAUAUGCCUGGCCUGGAUCGUGUGCUCCGUUUCCCAUGAAUGACACACUUUACUGGGCUGCAGAGCAGAACCGAGCCGAUUCACGGGGCGAAGGAGCGACCCUGAGCUGGAUCAAGAUGCGGAGGAGGAACGCAGAUGAGAGGUUCUGAUUGUGUUUCAGAUGAUAGUGGAGCAGUGACCGAGCAAUAAGGAGAAACGAAGCUCUGCAGGACAGGAAGGGAGGAAGGUGGCGGUGCUGACGGUGGGGAUGAUUGGCUUGUGAGGACGGGACCAUCCGUAGCCUCAGUGGGGCGAUGUUCGGUGGAUCUGAGCGCUGUUUUGUGCUCGGUGUUGGUAAAUCACCGAGAGUUUAACAAAGCGCUAUUUUGAGGAGGUGGGCCAAGUCCCGGGAUAGACGCAGGGGACGGGAGACAACCAGUGAGUGGGAUCAAACUGGGAUGAUGCUGCUGCUGGUGGCGGCGGCGGCGGCAGUGAUGUGAGGAUCUCCAGGACUCCUGGCACUCAUCUCUGCAGUUAUUCUGCAGUCACGUUUGGAGCGGCAGCGCUGUGUGGCCAAGAGCAGUUCGAGUUGGUUCCCUGCCUGUUGAGAUGCUGCAAGAGGAAACACAGUGAAGGGGGUUCAUGCUGAUGAAAUUGAUCUGCUCAGUGAGCUCCAACCAGAGCCAUGGGGAGUACCCAGACUGUCGGAGUGAGAGGGAAUCAGGAGGGGAGGCAUCUCUCCUGGUGUCUCCGCUGGUGGUGGCUGGGAUUGUUAUAGGACUGGUUCUUUUCCUCUCCUGCAUCACCAUCAUCAUUGGCAGCCUGCGUAAAGACAGUCGACUCAGAAACCCACAUUUUCGCGCCAGCUAUGGGCAAGAUGGUUUUUCCUACGGGGGUUCAGCAGGGGAACUGAGGUCCGGCUGCGUAGAGGACUUUCCUCCUGGUUUAGACUUUGACUCCUUCAGAGAGAACCUUCCACAGAUUAACAACCUGUAUCCUGACUCUCCACCACGCUAUGAUGAGUGUGUUGGACCAGAUUCAACUCAGAUCUAUAUACCAACCGAUGACCCACCUCCCUACUCCCUACUGGACCCCUGUCAGAGCCUGGCCGAGCCAGAAGAGCAGCCCACACACUCCAGUCCAGUCGCUUUUCAGUACUGUGGAGAGACGUCAACCAGCGCUGCCUGGCCCUCCUCUUCCUCCGCCCACUAUUCCCUUGGACUGCAUGUGCGGGAACAGCAACAUGUUGCAUCUAUUUCCUUCCCACUGGAAGCAGCACCACCUUAUGAGGCAGUGCUGGCAGAGCAGGGACAGCCCCUCCCUCUCAUGCCAUGUGACUUUAAUAAACACCAUUCGCAGAGGGACUAUGAUGAAAACUCCCAGGAACUCCCAGCCAACCAGAUCUCCUAAGACCGUUAAAUUGUUUUCCUCACCUGAGCUCGCAGCUGUCCCCUGGUUAUUGAAACUAACAUUUUGUUAGGAGCAGCUGUGCACCAAACAGUGGAAAGCAACAACAUGUGAGCAUCUUCCAUAGAGUUGCAAACACAUGAUUAGGUUCAGAAGCGGCAGUGGACCAUGGUGCAGCUGUGGUAGUUUUGAAACAAGAGAAAAAGCAAUGCUUUUUGUUUGGAAGUUUUUUUGUAAUAAACAGUUGGCUGACCCGGAAAUGAUGCUCCGCUAAAUGAGGACUCACCUGUUAAACUACCCAGCUCAGUUUUUCCUUACAUUUUUUUCAAGGUUAUUGUUCUGUGAAGUAGGAUGUGUGAUCAUGUAGUUUAGAUAAUAGACAAACACACUGAGUACAAUCUUCCAGAUUUCUUUAUAUUUGCUCUAGUAUUAUGUUACAUUACAAACAGCACAGAGCUAAGAAUGUGUAGUGUGUAGACAUUAGAGCAGAGUGCUGUUCAGCAAUGGCGGUUCCUACAUGAAUGGAGCCCUGGGUGAACCUCCUCUAUUUGCGCACCCCUCCCCAUGCAGAGCCACACCCACCAACAAACACAAACAUUUCUCCGUAUAUUAGUUUUCUGUUGUUUAAAAAUUAUUUUCAAAAGUUAGAAAUAAAAGUAUAGCGCCAUAUUCAUAAACGAGAUAUAGAUAUCAGUAUUUAUGAAUAUGUACACUAUUGUAAAAGGAUAUUGUUAUUUUACCUUCACAAAAAUAUAAACUUGAGUGACCAUACACUCUCAAUUUAUAAGGGUUAAACAUGUUGUUGGCCCAUCCUUCAUCUCUUCUGGGAAGGCUCAGAACUGUGUUAUUGGGAAUUUUUGUGCAUUCUUACAGAAACACAUUUGUGAGGUCAGAUGCUGGUGUUGGACGAGAAGGUCCCAGUCCAAGUCUCUGCUAUAUUCAAACCAAAGGUGUUCUAUCUGAUUGAGGUUGGGACUCUGUGCAGUUGAGUGAAGUUCUUCCACACCAAACUCAUCAUCAUCGUCAUCCAUGUCUUCAUGGAUCUUAAAAGAUGGAAUAGGAAGGGACCAUUUCAAAACAUUUUCCACAAAUCAGGUUGCCAUGAAAUUGUCCAAAAAUGUCUACUGCUUUACACUUAGUGAUGUGAGGCUAUGGUGCAGCUGCUCAGUCAUGGAAACCUAUUUUUAGGUCUGAUUGUCUAACCUACGUGAGCAGGAGAAAUAACAGAGCAACCUGAUUAAGAAUGGCAAGGCUGUGUUAAGACAAAAGGGGGAAAGAAUUAAUGAGGGGCUCAACAUUAGAAUUAGAAAAGAAUGUAAAAUUGGAAAGAGAAAAAUAAUAAAAAUUAACAGAAUCAUCAAUAAAGAGCCUACAAGAAUUACUUAAGAAAGAAAAUCUAAGAAACAUGUACAAAUACAAGUGCAAAUGAUCAAGAGUAACACCAUAGGUGAACAACCAAGCCUAAGAUGUGCCCUGCAGUAUGGGUAGGCCCAGAUAACUGUGGAACAAAGUUAUAAGACUCCAUGAUGCAGAGAAACUCCUCAGUGGUACUAUUUUUCUUUGGCAUAAACAUUUAAGCCUUUGAAAAUGAUGACCUGGCCUUGUUUAAUAGUGGAAGAUGAAAAGUCUUGAAGGUCUGACAUAAAAGACCCAGGUGGACGAUAAAUUAAAAAACAAAUGGGCUGAAUUUGUCUAAUUUUGGUCAACGUCAUCUCAAAAGAGCUAUAAGAGCUUGAAUAGAUCAUCUGGCAUAAAAACGUAUUUUUGAAAAUUACAGCUGUUCCACCUCCCUUGCGAGAAAUCCUUGGUGUACAGAAGAAUGAACAGUUUCGACCAGUAAAGUAAGCCUUGCAGCAAAUCAGGAUUACUGCCACACUGAGUGGUUUCCAUACUUUCAGAUGGCAGUCUUGGUUGUGACCACAAGCAAGCAGGAUGAUUAUUCUGGUCCCCAGUAGUCUCAGGUGAAUCCGCUUGGAGCUGAUAAAAAAAAAAAAAAAAAACAGUAAAAUAACCCCUAUUUUAGAUGAAUUGGAAUCAUAUUUGAACUUCCAUGUCAUAAGCUGGUUAAAAUGACAUUAAAGUACCAAUAUUUUCAUCAUGCACAGCAAGUGGAGCAGCCAUUCCCUACUGACUGACCUGGGCAGUGAGCCAUAUCACCUGGAUCAACAACCGCUAUUGCUGUUCAGUAACUUUCUGUGUGGUGGCAGUAACCAAAUGUGUAAAAAUAAAAACAUUGUAAUAUAAAAUAGUUGUGACAGGUGCGACUAAAAUAACCUGGAAGCUACCUGGACCUGAGAACUAAAAUGUCACCAUUGUUCCUGUGUAUGUCACCUAAAGCUUUCAGCACAGCAGUAUAAUGAUGUUCAGAAAUACACUAUAUUGCCAAAAGGUUUGGGUCACACCAGCAAAUCAAUGAAUUCCUGUGUUCCAAUCACUUCCAUGGAUGCAGGUAUGUCAAGUUUGGUGUGAAGAACCUGGACUGGCCUUCUCAGAGUCCUGACUUCAACCUUCUUGAACACCUUUGAGAUUAAUUAAGAGCGGGGGCUGUAAUUCUGGUUUUCUCAUCUAACUAUGAACACACUCCUAAACCUUGAGGAAGAUGGUUACAGAAUAGUUGAAGUCGCUAUCGGGUCCAUCAACGGUGAGUCCAUCAACGAAUUGGACCUUAUAGAUCAGGAAUAGGAUGUCAUUAAAGUUCAUGUACAUGUAAUAGUAGACAGACAAACACUUUUGGCAAUAUAGAGUACUUGUUAAAUGUUAAAUACUCACAGCAUGUAACUGUAAUCCCUGGAGAGAGGCUCAGCUUGCCUUGUUUUUGUCCUAACUCUUCCUAUUAAGGGCUCUGGUUUUAAUAUCUAAAACUGGAACCAAGCAGCGACAUGUAGCUUUGAGCCUUGCACCUUGUGAGGCUGGCCUAAUGCAACGGAGACUUUAACACACAAAACUGUAGAUUUUUACAUACUGCUCCUCCAGAAAUAGAGACUUCCGCUCCGUGAAUGAAAUAGUCGUAAAGUGGAAGGAAAAUGAUAUGUUUGUGUUUUCUUAAAUGUUUAAGAAAUACAAAUCUGAAAAGUGUGGUGUGCAUAGGUAUUCAGUCCCCUUUACUCUAACACCCCUAAAUAAAAUUGAGUGCAAUCAAUUUCCCUCAGAAGACACCUUUCAGUGUAAAUCCAGCUGUUCGUUAAAGGCCUCAGAGGUUUGUCAGAGAGCGUUGAAAAAGAAGGAAUGCAGCCGAGAGGUCAGGGAUAAAGUUGAGAAAAACUUUAAAGCAGGGUUAGGAUAUAAAAUACACUUUUUAAUCCAUCAUCCAAAAACAGCAACAGCAAAUCUGCUACUGUCAUUCAACUAAACCGUGGGCAGGGUGGUGGCAUCAUCAUGUGGUGGUGAUUCUUUUCUCCAGCAGCGCCCAUUCUAUUGAACCAGUGGCUGAAUGGAAUGGGUUAGAUCAAAGUAAAACUUCAGUCUCUACAUGUGCAAGGCUGAUAGAGCCAAACCCCAAAACACUUGCAGCUACAAUUGCAACAAAAUGGGGUUCUGACAGAUAUUGGCUCCUAGCAUUUAAUUGAAAUUGUCGCAUCACUUUUCAGUAGGGAGACACUGAAAACAGUAAAGGUGGACUCAUCAAAGAACAAUACAUGUUUCACAUUGUCCACAGCCCAAGAUUUGCGCUCCUUGCACCAUUGAAACUGACGUUUGGCAUUGGCAUGAGUGACCAAAGG